CGAGAGGAGGGGUCCUGCCCCCUAGAGUUUACUGGCUUGCUCUCAGCAGCUUCCUGACCCCGCCUCCGGGGCUCAGGAAAGCUUUAGAAAGAGUAGAGAGGGUGAGGUGUGUGUCUUCUCUCCGAACAUGUUCCUGGGGUCCCUCAGCCUCCUGGCUGCCGGCUGCUGGUCCAGGGCCACCUUUGUGAGGCAAGAGGGAAGCGCUGCGGCCGCGAUGGCGACGGACGUCGAGGGCGACGUGUACGUGCUGGUGGAGCACCCCUUCGAAUACACCGGCAAGGAUGGGCGCCGCGUCGCCAUCCAGCCCAAUGAGCGCUACCGGCUGCUGCGCCGCAGCACCGAGCACUGGUGGCACGUGCGGCGCGAGCCGGGCGGCCGCCCCUUCUACCUGCCCGCGCAAUACGUGCGCGAGCUGCCCGCGCUCGGCGACCCGCCGCCCUCGCUGCCGCCCGCACCGCCCCUGGGUGCAGUCACUAGCGAGCCGCUCGGCUACGACUACCGCUUCGUGAGGGCGCCGGCGCCCGCGGGCUCCGACGGUGCCCUCGCCGAGCCCCGGGGCCGAGCCGGCUCCCUGAGCGGCCCCAGGGCGUUGCAUAACACAGCGACCCAGCGCCGCAGCCUGGCCCCCGGCCUGCCCGCCUGCCUCUACGUGCGGCCCGCGACGCCCGUGCGGCCCGCGCAGUCCCUGGAAGACCUGGCGCGCAGCCGCCGUCGCGCCCCUGCCGGCCUCCUCGGGAGCGCGGGCCGCUUCAAGGCCGGCAGCGUGGCGGGCUCCUGGGUGUCGCGGCCCCUGAUGUGCAGCGACUCCGAGAACGUCUAUGAGGCCAUCCAGGACGUGCGCGGGCCCGCCGCGGGGAGGAGCGCCCGGCAGCAGGUGGAAGACCCCCUGGAGCCCGUGUACGCCAACGUGGAGAGGCAGCCUCUGGCCACGUCCCCGCGCGCCGCCGCGGCCCCCCGGCCCGGCCCUGUGUGGGAGACGCACACGGACGCGGGCACCGGGCGCCCCUACUACUACAACCCGGACACGGGCGUGACGACCUGGGAGUCGCCCUUCGAGGCUGCGGAGGACGCCGCCAGCCCGGCCACCUCCCCGACCUCAGUGGGCAGCCGCGACAGCCUCGAGGCCGAGUGGGGCCAGUACUGGGAUGAGGAGAGCCGCCGGGUGUUCUUCUACAACCCGCUGACGGGCGAGACGGCCUGGGAGGACGAGGACGAGCGCGACGACGAACUGGAGAUGCAGCGGAGCCUGAGCCCGGGCAGCCCCCGGGACCAAAGGCCCCCCACCCCCGAGACCGACUACCCUGAGUCGCUGACCAGUUACCCCGAGGAGGAUUAUUCCCCGGUGGGCUCCAUAGUUGAGCCCGGCCCCGCCUCCCCCUUGGCCACGCCCCCCGGCUGGUCCUGUCACAUCGGCCCCGACAGGCAGACGUUCUACACCAACCACUUCACCCAAGAACAGUGGGUGAGGUUGGAGGACCAACACGGGAAGCCAUACUUCUACAACCCAGAUGAUUCCUCCGUUCGGUGGGAGCUGCCCCAGGUCCCCGUCCCUGCCCCUCGAAGCAUCCGCAAAUCCAGCCGGGACAGUGACACCGCAGCCCAGGCCAGCCCCCCUGAGGAGAAGAUCAAGACGCUGGACAAGGCAGGCGUGCUCCAUCGCACCAAGACGGUGGACAAGGGGAAACGUCUGCGGAAGAAGCACUGGAGUGCCUCCUGGACAGUGUUGGAGGGUGGCGUCCUGACGUUCUUCAAAGACUCCAAGACCUCAGCUGUGGGCGGCCUGAGGCAGCCUUCCAAACUCUCCACUCCUGAGUACACGGUGGAGCUGAGAGGAGCCUCUCUCGCUUGGGCACCCAAAGACAAAUCCAGCAAGAAGAAUGUGCUGGAGCUGCAGAGCCAGGAUGGCUCAGAGUACCUGAUCCAGCACGACUCGGAGGCGAUCAUCAGCACCUGGCACAAGGCCAUUGCCCAAGGCAUCCAGGAGCUGUCCGCAGACUUGCCCCACGGAGAGGAAAGAGAAAGCGGCAGCGGCAGCGUAGACUUCGGGUCGAGUGAGCGCCUGGGAAGCUGGCGGGAGAAAGAGGACGAUGCGCGGCCCGGCGCAGCAGCCGCGUCCGCCCUGGGCCCUGGGGGCCUGGAGAGCGACUUCAGCAAGGUCCGGCACAAACUCCGUAAAUUCUUACCGAGGCGGCCCACUCUGCAGUCCCUGAGGGAGAAGGGCUACAUCAAAGACCAGGUGUUCGGCUGCGCGCUGGUCGCGCUGUGUGAGCGAGAGAGGAGCCCGGUGCCGCGCUUCGUGCAGCAGUGCAUCCGCACCGUCGAGGCCCGCGGGCUGGACAUCGACGGGCUGUACCGCAUCAGUGGAAACCUGGCCACCAUCCAGAAGCUGCGCCAUAAGGUGGACCACGAUGAGCGUCUGGACCUGGACGACGGGCGCUGGGAAGACGUCCAUGUUAUCACGGGCGCCCUGAAGCUCUUCUUCCGAGAGCUGCCGGAGCCCCUCUUCCCCUUCUCGCACUUCCGCCAGUUCAUCGCGGCCAUCAAGCUGCAGGACCCGGCCCAGCGCAGCCGCUGUGUGCGCGACCUGGUGCGCUCAUUGCCCGCCCCCAACCACGACACGCUGCGGCUGCUCUUCCAGCACCUGUGCCGGGUGAUCGAGCACGGCGAGCAGAACCGCAUGUCGGUUCAGAGCGUGGCCAUCGUGUUCGGGCCCACGCUGCUGCGGCCGGAGAAGGAGGAGGCCAGCAUGCCCAUGACCAUGGUGUUCCAGAACCAGGUGGUGGAGCUCAUCCUGCAGCAGUGCUCAGACAUCUUCCUGCCGCACUGACGGCGGGCACCCGGCUGUUGGAGCUGCGGACCUGGGACUGGAGGCAAGGACUGUGGUCCCGCCAUAGAAGCUUGGCAGUGGGAGGCCACGCGCUGGACUCUGUCUCAGUGACCCUCGCUGCCCGCCUGGUCCUCAGGCGCGUGUGAAUUCCGCACCCCUCAGUUCGGAGGAUAUAGUGACCCCUGGUGGGCAGUCCGCAAAAUGUGAUUUUUCCCUUGGAUGUCCCGUUGCGGGGCUAAUUAGGUUCCGUUCAUUACAGCGCCAUCUACGCUGUCCGCGUGAGAAUGGGGGUGGGGGGGGGGGCGGCGGUGAGAGUUUGUUUUCUGAGACAGGCCCAUCCUGGGAGGGAGAAAUUUGGAUGAGGGGAUUCCUGGCUUCUUCAGGCCUCCACCCCGUGGACCACUUCUUGGAGACCCUGUGGGGCCCCUGCCCCAUGUGUGGCACUUUGCAAGUCAUGAAGCAGCAACCAACUUCCCUGCGUGGAAACAAGACUGCCCUGUUUCCUGCUGAGACUGCCUUUUCUCAGGCUGCAAGGAGGAAGCUCUUGCCACGGCCCUUUGGCAGGCUGGCUGAGGAUCAUUUCCAUCUGCUUUCUUGUUUAGGAUUCCUCCCUCUGGGUGGCCGUGCUCAUCCUCCUCAUGUGCUCUAUGCAAGGGUUCCACCAAACAUGCACCCCACCCCUUUACUUGACAGGCACCACUUCCACACAAAUCCCAUUUUACAGAUGAGGAAACUGAGGCCCACAGAGGCAGAGUGGCUUGUUCAGGAUCCAGUGGCUAGUCUGACACACACACACACCCCCAAGCCCAGGCUUCUCCCACACCAGAGCACAGCCCCCCAGGAGGAGGAAGUCAGUGCCCUCAGCUUUGUGGGCAAAGCAAAGCCACUAAGCCAGGUGGGUCCUGUCUGGGCCUGGGGAGGGUUCUUUUCUGAGGGAAAGAGAAGUAGCACUGGCAGGAUUCCCAGCGCCUCUAUCCCGGCUGCCAAGACUGCCUUCCUGAUGCCCACCUUGCCCUGAAGCUGGGAGAGGCCUGCAGGGUGGGGGAAGGAGGGCAGCAACCCCAGGAAAGGAAAUGUGAACCCUGGGGGCAGCAGCAUCCCACCCACCCCCCCACACACACACACACAAGCCACCUCUGUUGAUGGGCCUUGGCCUGGGCCCCACCCACUCAACAAGCAAUAACAGUUCAUAUUUAUUGGACAUUUGCAGCGUGCCAAGCAUUUUGCUUGGGUGAUCUCAUUUGUUUCUCACAGCCAAUAUUUAUUGUCUGCUCUUCUGUGCCAGGCACUGUGCUCUGGGGGAGGGAUACGGCACACACUGCCUGCCCAGGAGCUCAUGGUCCUGUGGGUGAGGCUGACCCAACCCUAACAGCAAGCAGGGCCAGGGCAAGAGUACAAAUGGAGGCCUCACACCAUUCAUCUAAAUAUUUUAAAGUUAUAAAUCAAGCUAACAGCUGUUAAAUAAAAUAUGUUCUCUUCUCCUA
Molecule: messenger RNA, 4311 nt
Organism: Choloepus didactylus (southern two-toed sloth)
Lineage: Eukaryota; Metazoa; Chordata; Mammalia; Pilosa; Megalonychidae
Gene: ARHGAP27
Product: Rho GTPase activating protein 27
Biological process (GO): regulation of GTPase activity; signal transduction
Cellular component (GO): cytoplasm
Molecular function (GO): protein binding
Source: RefSeq, a predicted model, not a curated record